Messenger RNA from Neohortaea acidophila, 1395 nucleotides. RefSeq names its product origin recognition complex subunit 5 C-terminus-domain-containing protein. Gene Ontology annotation, biological process: DNA replication initiation; DNA replication. Gene Ontology annotation, cellular component: nuclear origin of replication recognition complex; nucleus. The record is from RefSeq and is a predicted model, not a curated record. The transcript is spliced from 3 exons. Bases 1 to 1395 code for a protein of 464 amino acids. Gene Ontology annotation, molecular function: DNA replication origin binding. NCBI's taxonomy places the organism in Eukaryota, Fungi, Ascomycota, Dothideomycetes, Mycosphaerellales, Teratosphaeriaceae.
AUGGGCCUCAGCAUGCUCCCCGACGAGCUUCUGCUCACUCUCGCAGAGCAAUGGCCCUGCAGAGAUGCGCAGCUCAAACAAUUGAGCGUCUUAUUAUCUCCUUCCCUCCCGACUCCCUCCACGAUCAUCGUCCACGGCUCCCGCGCAACAGGCAAGAGCAGCGUCGUUCGCGGAUAUCUAGAAGCCAGCAAGAGAACAUUCGCUUUCAUUCGGUGUCGAGAGUGUAUUACGGGUCGACACUUGCUCGAGAGGACUGUGGCCGCUGUCGUACGGGCUUUACAAGACGACGGCGCAACGGGGACGAAAGCGUACAAUACUCGGUGCGAGAAUUUGAGUGCGCUCGUGCAGCACCUUCAGAAAUUGCUUUUGGGCAAAGAGGAGGGAAAGAAGUUCGUGUUGGUGUUUGAUGGGAUUGAUAAGUUGCGUGAUGCGCCGCCUACGCUUUUGCCUGCGUUGGCGAGGUUGCGGGAAUACAUUCCCACCCUCCAAACAGUCCUCAUCCUCCGCCAUCCAACCCCGCGCCUCCUCCACCACCCUGGAAUUCCGCACCUCCACUUCACCCCCUACACUCGCCAACAGACUCUGCACAUCCUCUCCCGCAACUCACCCGCCAUCUUCCCCACCAUCCCACCCCCACGAGAUCCAUCCUACGACGCCGAACUCCACGAAGAAGACAAAAGCUGGCUAUGGCCGCGCUUCUGCGCCGCAGUCUGGGAUUCCCUGGGAGCGGCAGCAGCGCGGGACCUCGUAUCCUUCCGCGAAGCGUGUCUGAAACUCUGGCCCGCGUUCGUAGCGCCUGUUGUAGCGGGAGAAUUUGGAACGCGGGACUUCAGUCGGUUGCUGGUUUCACAGAGGAGGUUGUUUCAAGACGAGGGCGUGCUGUUGCAUUCUAUCCUUGAUGCCGGUGCUGUCACUACCACUACCAAUGGUGUUGCUGCUGCGGUGGAGAGGAAAGCCACGACGCACGAACUCCCCUACUACGCCAAAUGGCUGCUCCUCGCCGCCUACCUUGCCUCCUACAACCCCGCCAAACUCGACGCAACCUACUUCAUGAAGACCAGCGAGCGCGGCAAAAAGCGGCGAGCCGGACGACCGAGUCAGAAGCGCACGAUUUCGCGCCGUCUCCUCGCACCAGCCGCAUUUCCGCUCGAUCGUCUGUUUUCGAUUCUGCAUGCUAUUUUGCCGCAUGAUUUGCGCACUUCGGUCGAUGUGUAUACGCUUGUUGCCACCCUUACGAGUUUGCGGUUGUUGGUCAGGAGUGGGAUUGGAGGCAGUGGAGGGGAUGUGUUGGAGCCUGGCGGGAAGUGGAGGGUGGGAGCGGCGGUGACGUGGGAGUUUGUACUGGGUUUGGCGAGGGGGGUGAAGUUUGAGGUUGUAGAUUACAUGGCUGAAUGA